CGGCGCCACUGGGCACUAUCGAUAACUUUCUUCGAUAAGUCGAGAAUUUUAGAAAAAUACAAAAUAUGGACGUCACUGUGUUGGCGAUUGUCGCUGUUAUAAUUGCACUUUUGAUUGUCGCUUGCACGGUGUUCUUGCAACAAAGAUCCGGUACAAAGAAGAAACAGACCGACGUAUCGGAGAGAGUUCUGCAAGGCAGGCCAGUGAGGCGAACCGCUGGACAAAGAAAUGCUAGACGUCGUAUGCAAGCGAGCGUCGUUCCGCAGACGAACGAAGACGAAGAUGUGUCUGGAAACGAGGGUAAUGACGAGGCUGACGAGAAACCAGAUAUAUCCGAUCAGAAGAUAGGCGCGAAGAAACGAGCAAAAUUGGCAGCCAAAGCAGAGAAGAAGGUACAGAGGGAAGCAGCCGAGCAGGAAAGAGAAGAGCGUAAAAAACGGGAGCAACUGUACCAAGAACAGAGGGACAAAGAAUACGAGAAGGAACGCGAGGAGGAAUUAAAACAGCAAGAAGCAGAAAAGAAAGCCAGAGAGGAGCAGGAGAAGAAAGACCAUGAGGAAUAUUUGAAAAUGAAAGAAGCAUUUAGCGUAGAGGAUGAAGGCUAUGAGCAGGAGGAACAAGAAGACGAAGAGAAUUUAUUGGAAGCAUUUGUCGAACAUAUUAAAAAGAAUAAAGUAGUAGUUCUAGAAGAUCUGGCUGCCACCUUUGGGUUGAAGACAGCAAACGUGGUGGAAAGAAUUCAAGCAUUACAAACGAGCGGUAGUUUAACAGGAAUAAUCGACGAUCGAGGGAAAUUUAUUUAUAUCUCGCAGCAGGAACUCGAAGAUGUCGCGAAGUUCAUAAAACAGCGCGGUAGGAUCAGCAUCACCGAAUUGGCGGAAAAUUCCAAUCGAUUGAUAAACCUAACUCCCGAAAAUAAACGAAGUAUAGUGGAAGCUAGAUAGACUUACAUUUUUAUUAUAAUUAAUUGCAAUUGUAAAUUAUUAAUUUCAAGUUAAUUACUUUUUAAGAUGACCGAAGAAGAAAGGAUCAAAAGCAUUAAAUUUUAAUUCUUUUGUUUGUACAAA
Colletes gigas is the source of this 1067-nucleotide messenger RNA. It is a transcript of the gene Ddrgk1, whose product is annotated as DDRGK domain-containing protein 1. The transcript is spliced from 2 exons. The record is from RefSeq and is a predicted model, not a curated record. Lineage: Eukaryota; Metazoa; Arthropoda; Insecta; Hymenoptera; Colletidae. Bases 66 to 944 code for a protein of 292 amino acids.